Gigantopelta aegis is the source of this 2958-nucleotide messenger RNA. Its product is annotated as katanin p60 ATPase-containing subunit A1-like. Gene Ontology annotation, cellular component: microtubule cytoskeleton. The record is from RefSeq and is a predicted model, not a curated record. Lineage: Eukaryota; Metazoa; Mollusca; Gastropoda; Neomphalida; Peltospiridae. Gene Ontology annotation, biological process: microtubule severing. Gene Ontology annotation, molecular function: microtubule severing ATPase activity; microtubule binding; ATP hydrolysis activity.
UUAUUUAGUAUGAUCAAUUAUCGCGUAGGACAUAUUUGUGGAUGACUUUUUGAAUUGUCACUACUCUUUCGGUUUCAGGAUGAACGUCAGUUUUAAUGAGAUCCAUGAGAACACCAAGCUGGGCCGUGAGAGUGCUCUGCUGGGUAACUAUGAGUCUUCAAUGGUCUACUACCAGUGUGUCAUUCAGCAGAUUCAGAAACUUGUCAUGGCCAUAAAGGAGCCAUCUAGAAGACAGAAAUGGCAAGAGGUUCAACAGGAAAUUUCUCAGGAGUAUGAACAUGUGAAAGACAUCAACAGCACCCUGGCCAGUUUCAAGACUGACAGUUCCCGUCCGUUCAUUGGGAACUACGCUGAUAACUUUGGACAGAACGAUUACUUGGAGGAACCGACCAGAGACCGAGAUGUGUGGCCACCACCAACACCAUCAAAUCUAGAUCAAAGGCCAUCCCCAAAUAUAAGAGGAGGGUUAGCGAAACCGGCCCCUAGAAAGCCAGAACCAGCCCGCCGAGGUGCGAAGGUGGUGGGCCCGGAUCGCGGGAGGAAGGGCCCGUCGUACGGUGCUGUUGACAAGGGUCGAGACAAUAAAGACAAAGGACGGGAUAAGAAGAAGCCACAUGACGAAGAUGGGGAAAAGAAGUUUGAUGCCAGUGGUUAUGACAAGGAUUUGGUGGAGCACUUAGAACGAGAUAUUUUACAGAAGAAUCCCAAUGUUCACUGGGAUGACAUUGCAGAUUUGAAAGACGCUAAGAAGCUGUUAGAAGAGGCUGUAGUCCUACCACUUAUUGUUCCAGAUUUCUUUAAAGGAAUUAGACGACCGUGGAAGGGAGUUUUGUUGGUUGGUCCUCCGGGUACCGGGAAAACGAUGCUGGCCAAGGCCGUUGCCACCGAGUGCGGUACGACGUUUUUUAACGUGUCCUCAUCGAGCCUCACGUCAAAGUACCGAGGCGAGUCCGAGAAAUUAGUCCGACUACUCUUUGAAAUGGCACGUUUUUAUGCACCGAGUACAAUAUUUAUCGACGAGAUUGAUUCAAUCUGUUCAAAACGUGGCAGUGACUCGGAACACGAGGCCAGUCGGAGGGUAAAGUCCGAACUGCUGAUUCAGAUGGACGGUGUUGGGGGUGUAUGCGGAGAGGACCCAACUAAAACUGUCAUGGUGCUCGCAGCAACCAACUUUCCCUGGGAUUUGGACGAAGCUCUCAGGAGAAGACUGGAGAAGCGUAUCUACAUUCCAUUGCCAACAGUUGACGGUCGAGUGGAGUUGUUAAAAAUCAACCUGCGCGAGGUGGAGCUCGACCAGACUGUAGACCUGGAGAAGGUUGCCCUCGAACUCAAUGGCUACUCUGGCUCCGAUAUCACCAAUGUCUGCAGGGAUGCUGCAAUGAUGUCAUUCCGUAGAAUAAUCGAGGGCCUUCGACCGGAAGAAAUCCGCAACAUUCCCAAAGAGCAGCUCAUUCAGCCGACGUCGAUGGACGACUUCAAGAAGGCGAUUCUCAAGGUUAAUAAAAGUGUUUCCAAGCAAGAUCUCGAGAAAUACGAAAAGUGGAUGAGCGAAUUCGGUUCUGUUUGAGAAGAAUUUGUGAUAAGGACACCACCUGAUGUCAGACUACUCUCGUUCAAGUGUUGGAGGUCGUCUUGAAGUAAUAUCAGAAACCAGUGACUGUCCGACAGUGAUAUCAAACUAGACUACAAAUUACAUUCACAUGCAUGGUUAUUUCUCUGUCACUACUUACACACAUCAUUCACACUCUGUCUUUGUCAUAUGAGCCUGUUACUAUAUAGAUGAUAGUGAAAAAAAAAAAAAAUUGUAUAUAAGAUGGUAAAUAUAUGCUAUAUGUAGGGUGUCUCAAAGUGUUGCUCAGGAGUAUUUUUUCAAUACAAAAUGUAGAUUUUAUUAUUCCUUGAAAGAUGUAGAGCUGAAUUUACAAAAGGCGAUCAUAACAUGAUUUAUUUUUGAUGUGUGUAUAUCUUAAACAAUCACCAACUACUUUGUUUAUUGCAGGUUAUUAAAUAUACACAGCUGUUUAAAAAAGUUAAAUGUUACUAAGAGAUAAAUGGCUUUCGUAAAUUAAUUUCAGUGAAACCUCUCAAAACCAGACCCUCGAUAAACCGGAAUUCCCUCAAAACCGGACAUUUUUCACGGUCCUUUUUACCGAAUCAGUAAAGAACCUAACCUAUUUAAACUGGAUACCUCUUAAAACCGGACAUUUUACUUGGUCCCGAGGGUUUCCAGUUUACAGGGGUUUCACUGUAUUUAGUUGUUUUGAUAAUAAAGUUGAUAUAUCUUUAUCAGCUAUUCAGUCACUUUUUUAAGGAAAUGUACAUUAUUUUCAGACAGUAAAUUACAUAUUGAUCCUAAACUUUCAGUCAUUUUGAUUGUGUAUCCCCUUUUCAAUUAACCUGACAGUACAUAUAUAAUUCAAAGCAUAUAUUUCAAAAUAUAGCCAUGUUACCAGCUUGGUAAUAGUGAUGUUGGGUAACCAAAACAUUGUGUGCAUAUCCAUUAUUGUAAUUUACUGAUAAAGAAGAUAAGUUUUUGCUUUGUCAGUGUACUGUACUAUUUAUUGCAGGUUGAAAAAAAAUUGUUGGUAUAGUUAAUGUAGUGAUCAAUAAUUAACUGUCUUUUUACAUCAACCAAAACAAUUCAAAGAUUUUUAAAAAUGAGAAUAAUGGUUUAGUGCCUGUUUUUCAUCACUAUUCCUUUAAGAAGAAUUGCUCAAAGAAGUUAUCUUAUAUAAUAUGUAAUUUUAUAAUAUGGUGUAUAUUUUCAAUAUUGUUUAAAAAAACAAAUUAUCAAGAGAGAAAGUUCAAUACUUUUGUAUUAUUUCGGCAGGUUAUAUCCCCUACAUUGUUUGGAUUGCUCAGAAGUUUUUUUGAAUAUGAAAUUUACUCGUUUCAUAUUCCUAUAAUUAAAGUAAAUAAUAGUUUUAAUAAGACCCACUAAUAAAUGUUUUAGAUCUG